Messenger RNA from Aureobasidium namibiae CBS 147.97, 1413 nucleotides. RefSeq lists its product as uncharacterized. The coding region runs from base 1 to 1413 and encodes 470 amino acids. The transcript has a single exon. NCBI's taxonomy places the organism in Eukaryota, Fungi, Ascomycota, Dothideomycetes, Dothideales, Saccotheciaceae. The record is from RefSeq and is a predicted model, not a curated record.
AUGGAAAGACUCCCUCUCGAGCUGAAGCAGCGCAUCUGCAGCUUCCUCCACGCCAACCCCAAGCUGUUCAAGCCCAUCCGCCUUGUCUCCAAAGACUUUGCGUCAGCUGCUGCGCCUUAUAUUAUACCUCGCAUAUUCCUCUUCAGACAUCCAGAUAGUUGCGACGAGGUCCAGAAGAUUGUCCAGCACCCGGUGUUUAGCAAAUAUGUCACUACCAUCGCUGUGGAUGUUAGCAAGUUGAAACAAUACGUAAGCUUCGAACGGUGGGCCGACGACCACGCAGAAUUCCGGUUCCAGUAUCCCGAUUGGUGUGACUACAGGCCCAUAGAUAUCCACUACGACGAAGAUGGCAAUCCAGUCCUCACUAAUUCCUUUGCGCUGGGUAUCUGGAUCCGAGCAACUGAAGAAUUCAGCCAAGCUUGGAAGGAUACCAUUGGCGCGCUCGAGGAACUCUACUCUACAUUCUACGAUAGACAAAAGUCCUUCGCGGACCAUGUUCAAGUUGAUGCUACCUUCGAAGCUCGAUUCUGGAAAACCGUCACAGAUGCCUUUGAGACAUGUCCCAGACUCGCCAAUUUCAUCAUCGCCCCUCCGAAUAUACACGAUCCGGUCAUGCGUAGAAGAGACCUCGUAUUCCGCUCAUGUCUUGCCACUCCAAGAUCGUUCCUGCUGCCUGCAAAUCAUAUCCCGCCUGAAGUUGGCCUGAAAGACAUACUCGAAGCUACCAAGAACAUCAGAAUCGGGUUGAACUCUCUAACUAUUGUGGACUUUCCGAUCAAUUGCGUCCACUUCUCAACGAUCACAAGCGUGCGGUCGUUCGAGAGCCUGAAGCAUAUUCGCAUUGGUUUCAAUCGGCUUUAUGACAAUCCGUACACCAGCUUUGGCUUCAGUCUUGAAGGCGUUCUACACGCGGCGCGGUUGCUGGAGACCCUCUGGGUAGAGACGCCGCCUCGUCAUGAUAACCAGUACGAUGCGGGUGGCUUGCUGCGUGCAAUCAACUCAGAACAUUUUCGAGACAUCUUGCUGAGUAACGCUGUCGUUUCAGAAGACGCCAUGGUUGACUUUCUGCUUCGUCACUCCGGAUCAUUGCAGCAGCUGGAUCUGGGUAUAACUAUUAACCCUGGAACCUGGGUUCCGACUUUCCAACAAGUCGCAAAGCAGAUGAGGGCGUUGAAAAGAAUACAGCUCGUCGGCAUAUGCGAGAUACACGCUUCCGAGAAAGUCAUAUUCUCUACCCAAUGGUGCCUCGAAGCACAAAAUUUCAUCAUCAACGGCGGACAGUUGUCGCAGCCCGAAGCUUACGACUUAGAUACAGAUUUCGGACCCGACGGUGAGGAACCUCUGAGGAAUGGAGAUCUGCCAGAGAAUGGAUUAUGGAGUGAUUAUGAUGCCAACGCGAACACCUGUUUCUGA